AUACUCUUCCUCAUGACAGCUCUGUCCAUACACAACAACCUGGAUCUCAGCUAUUUGAAGUCCCCCCUCUCUCUCUUUACACACAAAUAGCCUACUCUCUCCCUCACUCAGACUUUCACUCGCCCAUUCUCUCUCUCUCUCUCUUCAUACUUGGCGGAGCUCAAAAGAAGGGGACAUAACAGAAUGACAGGAGAUGGAUUUUUCAACGAGAUGUGGGGGGAAAGGUGAAAUUAGCAACUCUUAGCCAAUGUUGCCCCUAUGUGAAACGACAACCUUAAUUGUUCAACAGAAUGAAUGAAUAAGAGCGGCGUCUAUCAACAAGGUUUGACUUCUUCUAAAAGCCCCAAUGGAGCAGGAUGUGGAGAGUCCGGCAGUCACCAUCCGAAAGCCCAAGCUACCCAAGCCAUCCCAUGAGGACCUGCCCAAGCAGCUGGUGGAUCAGGUGCGGGCAAAAAGGGAGAUUCAGAGGUACGUCCGUAAGGACGGCAAGUGUAAUGUCCACCAUGGCAACGUCCAGGAGACCUAUCGCUACCUGACAGAUAUCUUCACCACACUGGUGGACCUCAAGUGGAGGUUCAACCUCUUCAUCUUCGUCUUGGUGUACACAGUGACAUGGCUCUUAUUCGGCUUUGCGUGGUGGCUCAUCGCCUAUGUCCGUGGCGACCUGGAACACAUAGGGGACAACCAGUGGACUCCCUGUGUCAAUAACCUCAACGGGUUUGUCUCAGCCUUUCUCUUCUCCAUAGAGACGGAGACCACCAUAGGGUAUGGCUAUAGGGUUAUAACAGACCAAUGCCCAGAGGGGAUCCUUCUGCUGUUGAUUCAGUCGGUGCUGGGGUCCAUAGUUAAUGCCUUCAUGGUGGGCUGCAUGUUUGUUAAGAUCUCGCAGCCCAAGAAGCGGGCGGAGACGUUGGUGUUCUCCACCAAUGCCGUCAUCUCCGUGAGGGACGGCCGGCUGUGCCUGAUGUUCAGGGUGGGGGACCUCCGGAACUCGCACAUCGUGGAGGCCUCCAUCAGAGCCAAGCUGAUCAAGUCCAAGCAGACCAAGGAAGGGGAGUUCAUACCCCUCAACCAGACAGACAUGAACGUGGGUUAUGACACUGGGGACGACAGGCUCUUCCUGGUGUCCCCGCUCAUCAUCUGCCAUGAGAUCAACCAGAACAGCCCCUUCUGGGAGAUCUCCCAGGCCCACCUUGACAAAGAGGACCUGGAGAUCGUGGUCAUUCUGGAGGGCAUGGUGGAGGCUACAGGGAUGACUUGCCAGGCCAGGAGUUCGUAUGUGACCAGCGAGAUAAAGUGGGGCUAUCGCUUCAUGCCGGUGCUCACCCUGGAGGAUGGCUUUUACGAGGUAGACUACAACAGCUUCCACGACAUCCACGAGACCAACACCCCCAGCUGCAGCGCCAGAGAGCUGGCUGAGAUGAAUUGCCACGUCCGCCUGCCCUUCACCUGGUCCGUGGCCAGCAAGCUCAGCCAGCAGGGGGUACUGGAGCCCGAGGGCCGCGAGAAGAAGAGUACUACCCUGGUCACCCAGGAAGAGGGGCUGGAGGAGCAGACAGAGAAGAACGGUGACAUUGCUAAUAUAGAGAGCGAGUCCAAAGUGUAGAGGGGAGAGAGAAAACCUAGGGCCAGAGGGGCUGUGUGAGGCUUACUGUGGUGUCUCUACUCCUCAUGGCUGUCUGACCAGGUGAGCUGGUCCCAGGUCAAAGGUCAGGGGUCGGGGCCAAGGCAGAAAAGGGGAGAACCUGAGUACAAGGACGGUCUGGUACGAGGAGCCCUCCAACAAGGACAGCUUUGGCCCUAAACAGGUAAUUUGCCCCCCAAGGAUAGCUGGUAAAUGACAAUGGCUGGACUGGAAAGCUCUGCAAUUGCAUGUUUUGAUAACAUUGUUUUUUUCUUGAAGAUAUAAAUUAAUAUUAUUUAGUUUUUUUUUUCAAAGAUUAAAACCUAUACAUAUAAACAUAUAUAUUCUAUGAUAUUUGUAUUUGUAUUUUUUGUAUAUACUAUUUGUUAUGUUGCCAAAGUGUGAAUAUUUGACAGGAAGAUGUUUGAUAAUGAUUAAUUUAGACCAGGUCUGUACAUAUUAUAUGCCUUAUGUACAAAGCUUUCAUUACAUUAGGGUUUUCAGAAAUAUAUAAGCAUGUACAAAAACUCACUGUAGUUAAUUUAUUCUAUAUUGUGUACAUACGAGAAUCAUGGCGAUUGUAAUAGUCAAGACAAAAUAACUCUUAUUAAUAAUUCUGGAUGCAAGCCCUAUAGAUUAUUCAGCCUGGCCUAAUGAGCUAGUUACUUUAAACAGAAACGAAAGUAGGGAGCUUGGUCGGGGUAGGCAUAAUCCGUGACCGUCUAGGAAUCCAAAGGUUGCGUGUUCGAGUCGCGUCUGGGACAACUGUAGCAUUUUAUCUAAAACUUCCCCUAACCCUUAUUCUAAACUUAACCCAAUUCACCUGACCUGCUAUGUAAAUGUACCUAACCUUUGUUGUUUUAGUUCUAACCUUUUAUGUAAAUGUCCUAAGCUUGUUAGUUCCCCUAACUGCCAACAUAAAUUCUCCCCAUAAUUCUCCUAUGUUGUUACUGGUGCAACAAGCAACCUGGUCUCAGAGAAAGACGUCAUCCAAGAUACGUUAUCCAAGAUACGUUAUCCAAGAUGUAUAAUAAAUUACAUAAUCCAAUUUGUAUGCUAGACAUGAGUGUAGGCUACUGUAUGUCAGCUGAGGAUAUAGAGGUUGCCAUGGGGAUGAGGUGGUCUAGUUAUGCCACAGGCCGCAGGCCAGAGUAAGUGUAGUGGAUAGCCACCCAGUGGAAAGUUCCUUGUAGGCCCUCUAGUUACUGGCAUGUUAGGGGUUUUAUCAUAUAAUGAUGGUAUUGCGUAGAGUCUCACUAAAAGUAUAACUAAGGCAAUGUAAACAUACAGUCAGGUCCAUAAUUAUUUUCACCCUUGAUAAAGGUGAGCAAAAUAAAUCAUUUUUAUUAAAAUAAAUACAAAUACUGAGAUACAGUAUAGUGUAUGCUCCACAAAAUUGGUAAAUUAUAUUAUUUUAUACUAAUACAGUUGCUCAGAGAAAGAGAUUUUAUUUAACAUGUAAUACAAAAAUCUAAAAAAGAUACGGGUAAAAAUUAUUGGCACGACACUGAGCGUUUUUCUAAAAUGUUUUAUGAAAAUGUUGUGGUCAAUUAACCAUUUCCUUGUGGAUUUUGAUGUGUGCU
Molecule: messenger RNA, 3207 nt
Organism: Coregonus clupeaformis (lake whitefish)
Lineage: Eukaryota; Metazoa; Chordata; Actinopteri; Salmoniformes; Salmonidae
Product: G protein-activated inward rectifier potassium channel 2
Exons: 3
Coding region: 347-1606 (419 amino acids)
Biological process (GO): regulation of monoatomic ion transmembrane transport; potassium ion import across plasma membrane
Cellular component (GO): plasma membrane
Molecular function (GO): inward rectifier potassium channel activity
Source: RefSeq, a predicted model, not a curated record